GCUGCCGUCGUCGUCGCAAGGAAGCCGCUGUUCAUGGCCUCGUGCAUCUCUCUGCGGCAAGACGACGACCCCGCAGUGCAUGUAGCUUGUAGCUCUAGCUUCAUCGCUGGACAUUGGGCUACGGAUGUGAUGACGCUAGCUCCUGUUGGCUCGGCGCGAUGCAUGCAAGAAAGCGGCAGCUCGCAAUCAUGUCUACCUCACGCCCUGGCGCCAGCCACGGCAGUAUCUGGGUAGCUAGUUCAAUGCUAUGCUCUAAGCGGGGCUGGUGGACUUGGUAUUGCGUACAGUUGGCGCUUCUUCUGGCUCAAAUCAUGUACUACGAUGUACAAUAGCAAGAUAUAGGUCGACGACGAACCGCUCGAGUAGACUGCCUACGCACGGCCCGCAUCUCUCUUUUGACGUAGCGUCGCAUGGUAUACGGCAUGCAACCUCGCAUGAGCCACGGAUCGGUUUCCGCUCCAACGACCUAAUUGAGGCGACGAUUCCUGAAACGCACUUGGCCUUUCCCAAUGAACUUUUCCAAGCUCUUCAAGGCGCCACCGCCGCCGCCGCUCGAGCCGCCGCCGCCAGACGCCGAGCCCGGUUCGUCGCCACUCUUGAAGGAGUAUGUGCCCGUGCGGCAGCAGCGCCUGCCCGAAGUCAUUCAAGAAGAGCAACCGCUCGGGCGGCGGCGGUCGUCGGUCCUCGACGCACCGACGAUCACGCCCCGCCACGCGUCCAUUGCCAAGGUCAUGUCGAGCAAUUCGCUGCUCUCCGAUACGCAGAAAUCGCCCAUUCUGACGCGGAAGCCGUCGUUUGUCGUGCCCAACCUCGACAUGAAGCAGUUCGAGAAGGACUCGGAGCUCCUCUUGCUCAUCAACCAGCUCAAGGUCGAGCUCCAGCUGUGCCAAGACGAGAACGCUCAGCUCCAGAAGCAAGUCGCUCAGCACCCCAGCGCCACGGAUCAUAAUGGCCGCAGUGCCCUCGAGCAAGCGAGGUACUACGACGAGAAGACGCGCUACUUGGAGAUGGAGAACGCGCGCUUGCGGCAGAUGGGCUCCAACCAGCAGAGCGCAUUUGAAGAUAAAAAACGCAUUGCUGAGCUCGAGGACGCGCUCCGAGAGGCCAAGCACACGGAGCGGCGCGCGCUGCGGCUCGUGGUCCUCGCCCUCGGCAAAGAGAACGUUGUGGAGCUUCUCCAAGCGCCGGGCAUGAACCAAAAGACGCUGGAGGAGCGCGUGCGCCUCGUCGUCGACAAGCGCAAGCCAAAGUCCCGCUCCCGCGCGCCGCCGCCCAAGCGGCCGCAAAGUGCGUCGCCGACCAAGGCGCAGUCGGCGGCCGACAAGGCGAUCCAAGCGCGCUGCGUCGAGCUCGACGGUCUCUGGAAGAAGUACUGCAACGAGCUCACGGGUCCGUCCAAGGAGUUUGCCGACUCGCUGCGGCGCUAAACCGAGUCAAGUAAGCAAGAGGUGUAGCAGCUAGUUAUAUUAGUUGGGUAAAGAGUCGAGGGAUCGGCGCGCACAAAUUUAGUCGCAGACGAGGA
Saprolegnia diclina VS20 is the source of this 1522-nucleotide messenger RNA. RefSeq lists its product as hypothetical. The coding region runs from base 510 to 1427 and encodes 305 amino acids. The transcript has 11 exons. NCBI's taxonomy places the organism in Eukaryota, Oomycota, Saprolegniomycetes, Saprolegniales, Saprolegniaceae. The record is from RefSeq and is a predicted model, not a curated record.